Molecule: messenger RNA, 702 nt
Organism: Phalaenopsis equestris
Lineage: Eukaryota; Viridiplantae; Streptophyta; Magnoliopsida; Asparagales; Orchidaceae
Product: 60S ribosomal protein L21-1-like
Exons: 2
Coding region: 75-569 (164 amino acids)
Biological process (GO): translation
Cellular component (GO): cytosolic large ribosomal subunit; ribosome
Molecular function (GO): structural constituent of ribosome
Source: RefSeq, a predicted model, not a curated record
CUCCUCCACGAAACCCUAAUCGACUUCCACUUUCUUUUCUUGAGCUCGCAGUCGAGGUUUAACGGCGGAUAACAAUGCCGGCGGGACACGGGCUUCGUUCGCGAACACGAGACCUCUUCGCGAGGCCCUUCAGGAAGAAGGGGUACAUUCCCCUCACCACAUACCUUCGAACAUACAAGAUCGGGGAGUAUGUUGAUGUUAAGGUCAAUGCUGCCAUACACAAAGGUAUGCCUCACAAGUUCUACCAUGGAAGGACCGGAAGAGUUUGGAAUGUUACGAAAAGAGCUAUUGGGGUGGAAAUCAAUAAGCAGGUAAGGAACCGGAUCAUCAAGAAGCGAAUCCAUGUGCGCAUCGAGCACGUGCAGCCUUCCCGAUGUGCUGAAGAAUUCCGUUUAAGGAAGAAGAAAAACGACGAGCUGAAGGCGGGGGCGAAGGCUCGUGGAGAAAUCAUCAGCACGAAGAGGCAGCCUGACGGACCUAAACCUGGUUUCAUGGUGGAAGGCGCGACGCUGGAGACGGUCACACCCAUUCCAUAUGAUGUUGUUAAUGAUCUCAAGGGAGGUUAUUAAUUAAAUCACAAGUUUUAGGAUUUUAAUUUCUGUGGGUUUUCAUUAUUUUUCAUGUCAAAAUACUGAUGCAUGCUGUUUAAGUUUGAAGUUUUUUGAUGUUUGAGUUUCUAACUUGUUGAAGUAAUUAUCUGCC